Molecule: messenger RNA, 1077 nt
Organism: Dibothriocephalus latus
Lineage: Eukaryota; Metazoa; Platyhelminthes; Cestoda; Diphyllobothriidea; Diphyllobothriidae
Source: the annotation of a GenBank genome assembly
AUGGUCGCCGCCGUCCUCACCUUUUUCAUUGCAGUGUUUGUGGUCGGAAUGCUGCCGGCGAUCAUGAACGGCAUGGCAUGGGGAAUUGUGAGCAACGGUGCUGAGGUGGUCGUGACCUCAGACAAUAAAGGGACAUUCUUGAAUGUAGCCGCUAACUGCCGCAUAGUUCAACUGGGCCUUUGGCUGGCUGUUGUGAUGGUUGGGUCAUCGACAGUUCACUACUCGGGAAAACCGAGGCAUAUCGAUGACUUUUAUGAAAGUUUUGAGUCAGUUACCCUGAUAAAUGCCAUUCUUACUUACUUGUCCUUCCUAAUAUUGAAUAUCCUGGGUCGUCUCCAGGACUUCCUUCGGAAGGUGGGAGUAAUUGAAAAUCCGGCCGCCAAAGAAAGUCCUCUAACGAAAGAUUUUGUACCACUCUACUCCGACUUUGAGGCGUUUUACACACGGAACAUGUACAGGCGAGCCCGUGAUUGCUGGAACCGACCGAUUUGCUCAGCGCCAGGCCCCAUGAUGGAACUUGUCGAUCGGGUUACCCACGACAGUUGUUGGACUUUUGAAUAUACUGGAACAACAACAAAUGUGAUGAACUUUGGUUCCUAUAACUACCUAGGAUUUGCUGAAUCUAAUGGGUCAUGUACGGAGGCUGAUGUUAAGGCCAUCGAACAAUAUGGCCUUGGCGUUGCAAGUCCUCGUCUAGAAGCAGGAACACUUAAGCUUCACAGUGAACUAGAGAAACUGGUUGCAGAAUUUGUUGGACAAGAGGCGGCCAUCGUAUUUGGCAUGGGAUUUGCAACAAAUGCUCUGAAUAUGCCACAAAUUUUCGACAAGAAUUCCUGCGUGAUCAGCGACGAGCUAAACCACACCAGUUUGAUCCUAGGGUGCCGACUGUCGGGAGCUACCGUCCGACGUUUCAAGCACAACGACAUGGAAGACUUAGAAAGAAUUCUGUCCGACGCCGUCGUUUACGGUCGACCACGUAGUCACCGGCCCUUCACAAAAAUCUUCCUCGUCAUUGAAGGCAUAUAUAGGCAAGUUUUCGCUGCGUUCUGUUCACCAGGAAGCUUAUUUUGUUCUUAG